GGGCCGGGCCGGCCGGGCGGGGGGAGCGCCGGGAGCGCACCAAGAUGGCGACACCCGCAGUCCCUCCCGCAGCUCCCCCCGCGCCGCAGUCCGGCAGCGCCGCGCCGGGGCCGCGCUGAGCCCGCCCGACACGAGCUGACCUGCCCGGGGUGCAACAUCUCUAAAGAAGCUGCUGCAGGAUGAAAAGAUGGCAGCGCGGCUGCUCGCACCACCAGGCCCCGAGAGUUUUAAACCCUUCACUCCGGAGUCCCUGGCCAACAUCGAGAAACACAUCGCGGAGCUGAAGAAGAAGCAGCGCUCCAAGCAGGACAGCAGCCACCGGGACGACGAUGAAGACAGCAAACCAAAACCAAACAGUGACCUUGAGGCGGGCAAGAAUUUGCCUUUCAUCUACGGGGACAUCCCUAAAGGGCUGGUUGCUGUGCCACUGGAGGACUUUGACCCUUAUUAUAUGACCCAGAAAACCUUUGUAGUACUAAACAGAGGGAAAACACUCUUCCGAUUUAGUGCCACACCUGCCUUGUACAUUUUAAGUCCUUUUAAUCUGUUUAGAAGAAUAGCUAUUAAAAUUUUGAUACAUUCAGUAUUUAGCAUGAUCAUUAUGUGCACUAUUUUGACCAACUGUGUAUUCAUGACUUUUAGUAACCCGCCAGAAUGGUCAAAGAAUGUGGAGUACACAUUCACCGGGAUUUAUACAUUUGAAUCACUCGUGAAAAUCAUUGCCAGAGGUUUCUGUAUAGAUGGCUUCACCUUCCUGAGGGAUCCCUGGAACUGGCUGGAUUUCAGUGUCAUCAUGAUGGCAUAUGUCACAGAGUUUGUGGACCUUGGGAAUGUCUCAGCAUUGAGAACUUUCAGAGUUCUCCGAGCUUUGAAAACUAUCUCUGUAAUUCCAGGCUUGAAGACCAUCGUGGGUGCCCUGAUCCAGUCUGUUAAGAAGCUGUCGGAUGUGAUGAUCCUGACAGUUUUCUGUCUCAGUGUCUUUGCCCUCAUUGGGCUCCAGCUGUUCAUGGGCAAUUUAAGGAACAAGUGUGUGAUCUGGCCAAUUAAUGUGAACGAGACCUUCCUGGAUAAUGGCUCCAGGGGCUUCGACUGGGAGGAAUACACCAACAAUAUGUCAAAUUUUUACAUCAUUCCUGGUGCCCCCGACCCUUUGCUCUGUGGUAACAGCUCAGAUGCAGGCCAAUGUCCAGAGGGAUACACGUGCAUGAAGGCAGGACGGAACCCCAACUACGGCUACACCAGCUUUGACACCUUCAGCUGGGCUUUUCUGGCUUUGUUUCGCCUUAUGACUCAGGACUUUUGGGAAAACUUGUAUCAAUUAACUUUACGAGCGGCAGGAAAAACCUACAUGAUCUUCUUUGUGCUGGUGAUCUUUGUGGGAUCCUUCUACUUGGUGAAUCUGAUUUUGGCUGUGGUGGCCAUGGCCUACGAGGAGCAGAACCAGGCGACCCUGGAGGAGGCAGAGCAGAAGGAGGCAGAAUUCAAGGCCAUGUUGGAACAAUUGAAAAAGCAGCAGGAAGAAGCACAGGCUGCUGCCAUGGUCACCUCGGCAGGGACGGUGUCUGAAGAUGCUGUGGAAGAUGAUGGUGGGGGGAGGAUGUCCCGGAGCUCCUCGGAGAUUUCCAAGCUCAGUUCCAAGAGUGCCAAGGAGCGUCGGAACAGGAGGAAGAAGCGGAAGGACAAGGAGCUGUCGGAAGGAGAUGAGAAGUGUGACAAUGAGAAGGUGUUCAAGUCAGAAUCUGAGGAUGGCAUGAGGAGGAAAGCGUUCAGGCUGCCAGAUAACAGGCUGGGGAGGAAAUUUUCCAUCAUGAACCAGUCUCUCCUCAGCAUCCCGGGCUCCCCUUUCCUCUCCCGCCACAACAGCAAGAGCAGCAUCUUCAGCUACAAGGGGCGCUUCCGCGACCCGGGCUCGGAGAACGAGUUUGCUGACGACGAGCACAGCACGGUGGAGGAGAGCGAGGGCAGGAGGGACUCGCUCUUCAUCCCCAUCCGCGGCCGCGACCGGCGCAGCAGCUACAGCGGCUACAGCGGCUACAGCCAGGGCAGCCGCUCCUCGCGCAUCUUCCCCACGCUGCGCCGCAGCAUCAAGAGGAACAGCACCGUGGACUGCAACGGCGUCGUGUCCCUCAUCGGGGGGCCGCCCUCCAGCAUGCCUGGUGGCCGCAUCCUGCCCGAGGGUACCACUGAGAUUGAAAUUAGGAAGAAGCCUGGUGGGUCUCUGUUGGUCUCAAUGGAUCAGGUGAAUGCAUCCUAUGGAAGGAAGGAUCGGACCAACAGUGUCAUGACUGGGUUGACCAACACCCUUGUUGAGGAGCUGGAAGAGUCCCAGAGGAAAUGUCCCCCUUGCUGGUAUAAAUUUGCCAAUACCUUCCUGAUCUGGGAAUGCCACCCAUACUGGAUGAAGCUGAAGGAGAUUGUGAACUUAAUUGUCAUGGAUCCUUUUGUUGACUUGGCCAUCACCAUCUGCAUCGUGCUGAACACGUUGUUUAUGGCCAUGGAGCACCACCCCAUGACCCCCGAGUUCGAGCACGUGCUCUCUGUGGGAAAUCUGGUUUUCACUGGGAUUUUCACAGCAGAAAUGUUCCUGAAGCUCAUUGCAAUGGAUCCAUACUAUUAUUUUCAAGAAGGCUGGAACAUCUUUGAUGGGUUUAUUGUCUCCCUGAGUUUAAUGGAGCUGAGUCUGGCAGAUGUGGAGGGACUUUCUGUGCUGCGAUCUUUCCGAUUGCUGAGAGUCUUCAAACUGGCCAAGUCCUGGCCCACUCUGAAUAUGCUGAUAAAAAUCAUUGGUAACUCAGUGGGUGCCUUGGGGAAUUUGACCUUGGUGCUGGCCAUCAUCGUGUUCAUCUUCGCCGUGGUGGGAAUGCAGCUCUUUGGCAGAAGCUACAAGGAGUGUGUCUGCAAGAUCAAUCCGGAGUGUGAGCUACCCCGCUGGCACAUGCACGAUUUCUUCCACUCCUUCCUUAUUGUCUUCCGUGUGUUGUGUGGGGAGUGGAUUGAGACCAUGUGGGAUUGUAUGGAAGUGGCAGGACAGGCCAUGUGCUUGAUUGUCUUCAUGAUGGUCAUGGUCAUCGGAAAUUUAGUGGUGCUGAACCUGUUCUUGGCCUUGUUGCUGAGCUCCUUCAGCGCAGACAACCUGGCAGCCACGGACGACGAUGGGGAGAUGAACAACCUGCAGAUCUCGGUGAUCCGCAUCAAGAAGGGCAUUGCCUGGACCAAGGCCAAGGUCAGGGAGUUCAUGCAGGCCCACUUUAAGCAGAGAGAGGCCGACGAGGUGAAACCCUUGGAUGAGCUGUACGACAAGAAGGUAAACUGCAUUGCCAACCACACCGGGGCCGACAUCAACCGCGACAUCGACUUCCUCAAGAACGGCAAUGGCACCACCAGCGGCAUCGGGAGCAGCGUGGAGAAAUACAUCAUCGACGAGGACCACAUGUCCUUCAUCAACAACCCCAACCUCACCGUGCGCGUCCCCAUCGCCGUGGGCGAGUCCGACUUCGAGAACCUCAACACGGAGGAUUUCAGCAGCGACACGGAUCCUGAUGGCAGCAAAGAGAAACUCGACGAGAGCAGCUCCUCUGAGGGCAGCACCAUCGACAUAAAGCCUGAAGUGGAGGAAGUGCCCGUGGAGGCACCAGAGGAGUACCUGGACCCAGAUGCCUGUUUCACAGAAGGUUGUAUGCAGCGCUGCAAGUGUUGUCAGGUCAAUAUUGAGGAGGGGCUGGGAAAGUCAUGGUGGACCUUGAGGAAAACUUGUUUCCUAAUUGUGGAGCACAAUUGGUUUGAGACUUUCAUCAUCUUCAUGAUCCUCCUGAGUAGUGGGGCUCUGGCUUUUGAGGAUAUUUACAUUGAGCAGAGGAAAACCAUCCGGACCAUCCUGGAGUAUGCAGACAAGGUCUUCACUUACAUUUUCAUCCUGGAGAUGCUGCUGAAGUGGUGUGCCUAUGGAUUUGUGAAAUUCUUCACCAACGCCUGGUGCUGGCUGGAUUUCCUCAUCGUGGCUGUCUCUUUAGUCAGCCUUAUAGCUAAUGCCCUGGGCUACUCGGAACUAGGUGCCAUAAAAUCCCUUAGGACACUAAGAGCCUUGAGGCCUUUAAGAGCGUUGUCCCGAUUUGAGGGGAUGAGGGUGGUUGUCAAUGCCUUGGUUGGCGCUAUCCCUUCCAUUAUGAAUGUCUUGUUGGUCUGCCUUAUCUUCUGGCUGAUUUUCAGCAUUAUGGGGGUUAACCUGUUUGCCGGGAAAUAUCAUUACUGCUUUAAUGAAACAGCUGAGCAUCGCUUUGAGAUAGAUGAAGUUAACAACAAGACAGAAUGCGAGGCUCUGAUGCCACCCAACUCCACGGAGAUCCGAUGGAAGAAUGUGAAAAUUAACUUUGACAACGUUGGGGCAGGAUAUCUGGCUCUGCUGCAAGUUGCUACGUUCAAGGGCUGGAUGGACAUCAUGUAUGCAGCUGUAGAUUCCAGAAAGCAAGAAGAGCAGCCCAAAUACGAGGACAACAUUUACAUGUACAUUUAUUUUGUUAUCUUCAUCAUCUUUGGCUCCUUUUUCACCCUGAACUUGUUCAUUGGUGUCAUCAUUGACAACUUCAAUCAACAAAAGAAAAAGUUUGGAGGUCAAGAUAUUUUCAUGACAGAAGAACAAAAGAAGUACUACAAUGCCAUGAAAAAACUGGGCUCAAAGAAGCCUCAAAAACCCAUUCCCCGACCUCUGAACCGCAUCCAAGGAGCUGUCUUCGACUUCGUCACUCAGCAAGCCUUCGACAUCGUCAUCAUGAUGCUCAUCUGCCUCAACAUGGUGACCAUGAUGGUGGAGACAGACACACAGAGCAAGCAGAUGGAGGACAUCCUUUACUGGAUCAACUUUGUUUUUGUCAUCUUUUUCACCUGUGAGUGUGUGCUGAAGAUGUUCGCCUUGAGGCACUACUAUUUCACCAUCGGGUGGAACAUCUUUGACUUCGUGGUUGUGAUUCUGUCCAUCGUGGGGAUGUUCCUGGCUGAAAUAAUUGAGAAGUACUUCGUGUCACCCACUCUGUUCCGAGUCAUCCGCCUGGCUCGCAUCGGCCGCAUCCUGCGAUUGAUCAAGGGAGCCAAAGGGAUCCGCACGCUGCUUUUUGCCUUAAUGAUGUCCCUGCCUGCCUUGUUCAACAUCGGCCUCCUGCUCUUCCUGGUCAUGUUCAUCUUCUCCAUCUUCGGCAUGUCCAACUUCGCCUACGUCAAGCACGAGGCCGGCAUAGACGACAUGUUCAACUUUGAGACUUUCGGCAACAGCAUGAUCUGCUUGUUCCAGAUCACCACCUCGGCCGGCUGGGACGGGCUCCUGCUGCCCAUCCUGAACCGGCCCCCAGACUGUGACCUGGACAAGGAGCACCCGGGCAGCGGCUUCAAGGGGGAUUGCGGGAACCCCUCGGUGGGGAUAUUUUUCUUUGUGAGCUACAUCAUCAUCUCCUUCCUGAUCGUGGUCAACAUGUACAUCGCCAUCAUCCUGGAGAACUUCAGCGUGGCGACAGAGGAGAGCGCAGAUCCGCUCAGCGAGGACGACUUCGAGACCUUCUACGAGAUCUGGGAGAAGUUCGACCCCGACGCCACGCAGUUCAUCGAGUACAGCAAGCUGGCGGACUUCGCCGACGCCCUGGAGCAUCCCCUGCGUGUCCCAAAGCCCAACACCAUCGAACUCAUCGCCAUGGACCUGCCUAUGGUAAGUGGGGACAGGAUCCACUGUUUGGACAUCCUGUUUGCCUUCACCAAACGUGUCCUGGGGGACAGCGGGGAGCUGGAUAUCCUGAGACAGCAGAUGGAGGAGAGGUUUGUGGCUUCCAACCCUUCCAAAGUGUCUUAUGAGCCCAUCACCACCACGCUGCGGCGCAAGCAGGAGGAGGUGUCGGCGGUGGUGAUCCAGAGGGCUUACAGGGCUCGUUUGGCACGACGGGGCUUCAUCAGCCGAAGGCCUGCCACCACCAAACUGGAAAACGGGGGAGCCAACAGGGAGAAAAAGGAGGGCACCCCCUCCACGGCGUCCCUGCCGUCCUACGACAGCGUCACCAAACCCGAGAAGGAGAAACAGCAGCGGGCGGAGGAGGGCAGGAGAGAAAAGGCAAAGAGACAAAAAGACGGCAGGGUGGCCAAGUCUUGAGACACACACACACACACACACACACACGCAGAAAGAGAGAGGAAAAAAAUUAACAAAAAAAAAAUAGUAGAAUUGUACGAAUUAAAAUAUUUGCAAGUGAAAAAAACAAAAAAAAAAAGAUUGUUUACAAACUUCCUGAAAUAUAUCAAUACAGAACAGCUGUGGAGACACUUACCUGAAGAUCUUAUACCAAACAUAGUCUGCUUACUGUGUGACAGCAUUGCAUCUAAAGCAGUGACCUACCACCUGUUUAAAGGACCCUGUAAACAAACAUUUAAACACAAAAAAAAGGAAAAAAAAUGGAUUUUCUAUUGUUUGGGCAGGUGGAUACUGCAUGUUCCACAUCAGUCAAUGCAACUUAGGACAAACAAGCAAAAUAAACCACACACACACACACACACACAAACACACACAGAGCAACAAAACCCGCUGCUGGGAUUCAUGUAUUUUCCAAAGCAGCCCCAAAUGGAUUUUAUUUUCCCAUUUUGUUGAUUAUUCUCAGAAGAAAACCCAGAAGUCACAAUGUCAAUGGGUUUGUUCAUGCAAAACUAGAUUUGCAUUUAGUUAAGCAGCAAAAUUUUAAAAAAAAGAGGAAAAAAAUUGAAAAAAGAGUUAAAACAAGUAGAACAAAAAAAAAAAAAGGAAAAAAUGAAACAAAGCACCCAUUAAGCCCACUGAGUUACCAUAGUUUAUUUGAGAUUUAUUAUUCGCAUUCUACUUUCUACAUGGGCUUUACUUGGUUUGGGAGAUGGGGUAGUCGGGUACCUUCAGCCUGGAGCCAGCUCGGGCUGAUCCCUCCCCAAAAAAACAAAGUGCUCGUUAACGCCUAGAAGCGAUUUUUGCAGAUUUUUGCAGAUUUUUGCAUGACGGCAUGACCAGGGACCAUGCAUGAGGAACCACAACCAGGGGACACGCAGUCACCUGUCCACAGAGGUGUGUUAAGCCAUAAAUUAGAGGCACUCCACUGAGUAUCUACCGCACACUGUAUUUUGGAGAGAAACCUUAGUGAUGCUCCUGCCCGGCACCAGUACUCCCAGUUCAUAGAGAAUCUUCCAUAAACCUGCCAGUAGAAGAAAAAAAAAAAAAACCCAACAAAACCUCAGUGUAACUCUAAAACCACGAAAUCCCCCAACAGAACAAGCAGGUGAAUGAAUUGUGUGUGUCUGUUUAACAACUUUGACUUUCUUUUCCAUACAGCCAUGGUUUUUUGCACACUGAAACAGAACAAAAUUCCAAAAUGCUGCUCUGGACCUCACCAAAGGGGAGAGGAUAAAUCUGGGAAUGGCUUGUUAUCCAUGUCACUGUAAAUCCAAAACCUAGGGCUUCAACCAGCCAGCAAGGUCAGUUGUAUCCUGCAAUAUUUAGCAUUAAUAUUAAUUAUCCUUCAGCCUCCAUCCUGCAGCGUAGACACUUCUUUUGGUAGAGAUAAAAGUUAAAAAACAACAAAAAAGCAGCACGUUACCUCUGCUGGUAGGAAUUUGGGGAGCUCACCCACAGCACUCUUGGGGUGGAGGGUGGUGUUGGGAGUCACCCUUGGGGUCGGGACGCACGUUUGGGGUCAGGACCCACCCUUGGCUGUCCCGUGGCCAUCGUGGCUCCUGCUCUGGGGGGGUGCAGAGCUGGACCACGGGGUGCUGGGCUGUGGCCAGGAGGGGUUUUGGGGUCUGCAGCCCAGGAGGGGCCAGGUGCCUUCACCUUCCCCCCGUUCCCCACACCUGCCCCAGGUAGCCCUGGGGGUACCUCUGGGCUGGUCUCACUGCAGCAGAAGGAGCAUCACGAGCCAUGUCUGGGCUGUUUUCUGUUUCCUCACCCCCAGCUCCCACUUGGGGUGUCCUCAGCCAGUCUCAGGCCAGCCCCGCUCAGGUUGGGGUGUCCCUUCAGGGUGGUGGCACCGGGGAGGGGAAGCCAAGGAUCACUGCAGGGGUGACAUCCAAAAUAAGGGUACCCAAAGUAGGGGGGGGAAAAAAAACCCCCAAUACACCAGAGCUUGAUGGGAGGAUGAAUCUCAGUUUACAUAAUUCCAUAAACCCAGAAAACGCCAGGAAUCACCUAAAAUAAACCAAACCCAAGCAGGAAGCCAUCCAGCAGCCAUCUGUGCCACCUUGGCAUCCUCGGGGCAGCCACAGCACGGGAGCAGCUCUGCCCCCCAGCAGGGACCUUGUCUGUCCUGCCCCUGUUGCUCCCAGGAUGGGAUGUAAAAUAAUAAAAAUAAUAACAAAGAAACGACAACAAAAAAAAAAUCUACAUACAUAUGUACAGGCUAUGUUGUAAACAGCACAAAAAAAAACAAAAAACAAAAAAAGGAAAAAAAAAUAGCUGAAAAGUGUGGUUGAACUUUUUAAGAGAAUAUUAUAAAUACUGUAAUAUAUCAUUUUAUUUUAUUGGCAUGCCUUUUUGUAAAUACAAAGAACUACAAAAAAUUAUAGAAUGGCUUCUGGCUUAUGCCAUUGUCCAUGGUUAUUUUUAUUUUUUUAAGAUUUUUCUGUUGUCCUUAGAUUUUAGAUAGCCAGGAAAUGUCCCCCAAAGGAAAAAAAAACCCCACAACAACAAAAAAAUUCCAAACGAAAACCUAACCCCCUCAAAAUAGAUUUUAACAAAAGCUUUAUUGCAAGUGGUAUUUGCAGCAGCAAAAGUGUCUAUUUUUGGGUUCCAAUGUGCAAUAAGUCGACCACUUCUAUGCAAGAUUUGGCUGAAUUUCAUAAUUGUUCCUAGGCUGGGCUGAGUCUUGUAGGUGACGCUCGGUGCGUUGGCGUUUGUGCUGGCAACUCAUGAAGCUGCUCAAUGACUUUAAAAUAAAAAAGUCCCUCCAAACUCUGUAUAUAUAUAUUUUUUUAAUGUUUUGUCAGUGUGAGAUGCAACAGGAAGGGGAGGGAGGAGGUUCUUCAGCUUCCUGUUGGCUGGAGUUGGUUCUUCUGCUCAAAAAAAAGGAGUUUGGGGUGUUUGGGGAUGUUUUUCUCCUUUGGUUUCCUCCCUAGGGCAGAAGUUUGAGUUGGGUCUUCACUGGGUGAAGCCAUGGUUGGAGGAAAUUUUGGGCAAAGAGCCUCAGGGAUUUGUCCCACCCAAAUCUCCAAAUUCUGACACAUUAUUCACAGAAUUCCCAUUCUGGAUUCAGGGUUUUGGGAGCAAAUUAAGGGGGGUGGUGUUGUUAGGAAGGUGUAGCCAAAACUCACAACCACACCAAGGAGUUCCCUUCCCUCCCCCACCUCUAAAAUCCUCCCUUUUGGGUUAAUUUGUGACUCCAAAAGUGUGGAGGAGAGUGCGUUAAUGAAAUGCCAGUCCAAGCUGCUUUAUUCACUUUCCUCUUCACCUUUUCUGAAAAUAUAGAAGCCAGUGUUGGGGAAAAAAAAAUAAAUUCAGGUAACCCCAUGGUGUUCCGUAGAGGCCACACCUGAGUUUGAAUGAUUUUUCUGCUGCAAAAAUAAAAUAAAAUUAGAAAAAAGCCAAAAAGCCAACAGCCUGUUCAAGCUGUAAAAGCUCAAUAGUGAAGAUUAGUGUAUUAGAAAUUGCAUGGUGGCUCAUACUGGUCUUACCCAACAUGACUAACAAUUACUAUAAGCCAAAAGAAAAAUGAAAUAAACUGAAAUAAAUGAAAUAAAUUCCCUUUUCACUGUACAAGGGAAGGUUGUCUUGGUGUCCCAGUUAUUCUCACCCUUCCUCCCCUUUUCCUGCCCCUCCGGGCUCCUCCCAAGGUGUUUUAGGGUGGUUUUGGGGAGCAGAGUGAGGUGCAGGAGGAGCUGUAGGAAGGUUUUUGGUGUUAAAGGUGUCAGGUGGCUCAGCCCUGCUGGGGCUGUGGGGUCGGUGCCUGCCUGGGGCUCCCUUUGAGGCAGGUGGGGGCUCCAGGCAGGUGGGGGCUCCAGGCAGGUGAGGGCUCCAGGCAGGUGAGGAUGGGGUCCCUAGGCAGGUGAGGAUGGGGGCUCCAGGCAGGUGAGGAUGGGGUCCCUAGGCAGGUGAGGAUGGGGGCUCCAGGCAGGUGAGGAUGCUCCGUGCUGGAUCUGCUCUGGCAGGGGAGGAUGUUGUUCUGUGAUGGCUCACCCUGUAACUGCUCACCUGCAACCCCUCAUCCUAUAACCCCUCACCUGCAACCCUGUGUCCUAUAACCCCUCACCUGUAACCCCUCACCUUUAACCCUCCAUCCUACAACCCUUUAUCCCUAACCCCUCACCUGUAACCUGCAGCCACCAUCCCUUGCCCUAAAAAACCCAAGGAAGGCCCCAAAGCCCCCUCAGUCCCUCCCUCCCCAGGGGGAUUGGGGGGCAGCAGCUCUGCAGGGCUGCUCUGGGGGCUCCUGCUGCCCCCCAGUGCUCCCACACCUGACUCCCACCCCUGCCCUGGGCUUCCCUUCCUCACACCACCCUGAAAGGGAUCCCCUGCAGUGACAGGACUGGCUCAGCUGCUCAGUGGUGCUAAAGGGCCCUCAACUGGGGCUGGGGCUGGCCGCAGGUGACCCUCACCUGCACCCCGGCACCUGCCUGCCCCCCUUCCCACUCCUGACCAGAAGGGCUGAGCUGGGCAUGAGCCUCACCAAAGGCAGAUUUAACCCAGAGCUGAAUGCCCCAGGCACCACCUUGGAAUUGCUUUUGAUAUUUCAGUUUUAGGUCACUUUGGGAUUAUUUUUCAUAGGAAACAUAAUUAUGAGUUUUGGUCCAGUUUAUUGAACAGAUGUGAAUUUUGCUGCUCAGUUGAGGCCAGUCCAAGCAAAGCCAGAGCGUGGUUGUGCCGUCCUGCACCUCCCCCGUGUCAAACACACACUGGUACCACUGGUUUAACUGGGCGCAGGGAUGGAGGAUUCCCAGUUGUCCCCACCUGUGACUGUGGUGGCUCAUUCCCUACCUCACAGGGGUGUUGUGAGGCUUCAUGAGUGACCGAGCGUGCUGCACUGAGGGUCCCAGAGCUGUGGGCAGGCACCGUGGGGCACUCAGGGGUGACCCAAAUGCUGCUGUGACAGCCCCACACCCUGUGCCCGCUGUGCAGCUGUGGGGCAGGGCCACUUCUCCCCUCUGACACCUGCUCAGGCCACUGGUGUUGGCCCCCUCCCGCCCUGGUUUUCCUCUCUGUUGUGUUUUACCUGGGGAGAGGAGGAGGAU
Molecule: messenger RNA, 11208 nt
Organism: Camarhynchus parvulus
Lineage: Eukaryota; Metazoa; Chordata; Aves; Passeriformes; Thraupidae
Gene: SCN8A
Product: sodium voltage-gated channel alpha subunit 8
Exons: 27
Coding region: 188-6124 (1978 amino acids)
Biological process (GO): membrane depolarization during action potential; neuronal action potential; sodium ion transmembrane transport
Cellular component (GO): plasma membrane; axon; voltage-gated sodium channel complex
Molecular function (GO): voltage-gated sodium channel activity; protein binding
Source: RefSeq, a predicted model, not a curated record